AUGGCUGCUCCUCCGCCCAAGGGCAUCUACGUGCCCGUCCCUACCUUUUUCGCCUCCAAGAAGGCCGCCAACUACAACUCGAUCACCCCGCCUGUAGACAUUGAGACGCAAGCCGCCCACGCCGUGUACCUGGCCAAGAACGGCAUCCGGGGCCUUGUCGUCCUCGGCAGCACGGGCGAGGCGGUCCACCUGCACCCCAGGGAUCGUCAUCAGAUUCUGAGCGGGAUCAAGGCGGGUCUGGAGAAGGAGGGGUUCAAGGACUACCCCAUCAUUGCUGGCACGGCGACCAACAGCAUCGAGGAGACGGUCGAGCAGCUCAAGGAUGCUCAAAAGUCGGGUUCUCAGUGGGGAUUGUGUCUUGCUCCAGGAUACAAUGCUGCUGUGACGACGCAGGAGGGCAUUAUCCGGUGGUUCACAGCCGUGGCUGACCAAAGCCCUAUUCCCGUCAUGAUCUACCACUACCCCGGCGUCUCCAACAACGUCAAGGUCACCCCCUCGACCUACGUCACCCUCGCCAAGCACCCCAACAUCGUGGGCUGCAAGCUCUCUCACGGCGACGUGUCAACACACAUCCAGGUGGGCUCCAACCCAUCCAUCGAUUACGACCACUUCCACCCCUUCACUGGCCUGGGCCAGCAGCUUUUCCCCGUGGUUUCAGUAGGCUUUGCAGGCGCCAUCGAUGGAUCCGCAGGCUUCUUCCCCAAGACGCUGGUGCGUCUGUAUGAGCUGUCGACCAAGGCCCAGGCCACCGAGGCCGAGCAGCAGGAGAGGCGGCUGCUGCAGUUCAAGGUCAGCUCCAUGGAGGAGAUUGUGGUCAAGUACGGCACUGUUGGUAUCACUGAAGCUGUAAGCAGACUUAGAGGGUUUGGUGAUAUUGACGGCACGAGGUUGCCGCUGUUUGGGGGAAUCCCCGGUGGUGAUGCCGAGUGGGCAAACUGGAAGCCGGUGUUGGAUGCUGUGGAGGAGGUUGAGAAGUCAUUGUAA
This is a messenger RNA of Fusarium keratoplasticum, 984 nucleotides long. RefSeq lists its product as uncharacterized. The transcript has 2 exons. NCBI's taxonomy places the organism in Eukaryota, Fungi, Ascomycota, Sordariomycetes, Hypocreales, Nectriaceae. Gene Ontology annotation, molecular function: 4-hydroxy-tetrahydrodipicolinate synthase activity. The record is from RefSeq and is a predicted model, not a curated record. The coding region runs from base 1 to 984 and encodes 327 amino acids.